Messenger RNA from Naegleria gruberi, 3489 nucleotides. RefSeq lists its product as uncharacterized. Gene Ontology annotation, biological process: neuron development; heterophilic cell-cell adhesion. Gene Ontology annotation, cellular component: neuron projection. Gene Ontology annotation, molecular function: cell adhesion molecule binding; protein homodimerization activity; protein heterodimerization activity. Bases 1 to 3489 code for a protein of 1162 amino acids. The transcript is spliced from 2 exons. Lineage: Eukaryota; Heterolobosea; Eutetramitea; Acrasida; Naegleriidae. The record is from RefSeq and is a predicted model, not a curated record.
AUGUCAAGAAAUCCUAAAGUUCCUUUUGGUUUCUUGUGGUGCGUGGCUGUGGUUUUAUCACUAUUGCUAAUCAGUUGCAUGUGUGUAUCUCAUGUGAGUGCACUAUUCGAAACUCCAACCUAUCGUCUAAAAACCAUCGUUGGUUCCAACUAUACGAAUGGAAUUCCAGCCACUAGUUAUGGAGUUUCUGAUCAGCUUGGUUCAUUGGCUUGGAAAGAUGGUCAAUUAUUCUUCACAGAAGGUCCCCUAAUCAAGAAGGUUGAUAAGAAUGGAAAUGUGUAUACGAUUGGUGGGAAUUCUAGAGUAAACAGUUUGAUACCGUAUAGUGGAGAUUCUGUUAUGGCUACAUAUGCUUUCUUUUCAUCAUACAUACCUUCAUUAGCAGUUGAUCCAAACAAUGAAUAUUUAUAUAUUCUCGAUGGUGGAAAUGCAAUGAUCAGAAGAAUUUCCUUCAAAACUGGACUUGUCUCCAAUGUUUACUUUCUACAAGGUUCAGCCUAUUCUCUUCACAUUCUAAACGAAAGAGAAUUACUCUACUCCUCAUCAUCAGCAACCCGCUCAUAUCGUAAACUAGAUAUUCGAACCUCCAAUACUACUUUCUUUAUGAAUCUUCCACAAUAUAGUCACUCAACCAAAUAUGUAAACGAAACUCUUUAUGCUCUCGAUCAGGAAAUGGGUACAUUUUACAAAGUUUUCAAGAAUGGAACUGCAUUGACUCUAUUCAGGAAAGAUUCAUUGAAUCCUUAUUUUGAUGUUGAUUCGAAUGGAAAUGUUUAUUUUGCAUGUGAAGUUUACAAAAUUUUCAGAUUUAACACAAGCGGACAAUUUGAGCAAAUUGCAGGAAUGGAAAAUGGUUUUGGAGGUGAUGGAGGUUUGGCCAUUAAUAGUAAAACUUCAUCAGUGGGUGAUAUGGUUGUCAAUGAGAAUGAUGAACUCAUCUUUGCCGAUGUCGACAAUCAAAGAAUUCGAAAGAUCAGUAAGAAUGGAAUAAUCUCAACUAUUGUUGGAACUUUGGUAGCAACAAGUAAUCAACCACCAUUGCUUUCUUCAUUUAAUAGAAUUGAUGCAUUCACAUUCUCUAGUAAUAGAUUGUUUUUCAGUGAAUAUGCCGAGUAUUCACCUUUCAGAAGAAUGAAUCGUCUAGAAAAUGGAAUAGUUUCACUUGUUUCGGAUGAACAAGUUGGUGGAAUGGUUGCAGAUGAAAGUGGGGCUUUGUUUUACAUACUACCAGCAAAUCAUCUUGUUAACAAGUACAAUAAUUCAAUAGUUCAAACGUUGGCAGGUGAUGGAAUGAUCAGUAAUGUCAAAGAUGGUGUCAAUGGUCGAUCUUCAUCGGUUCCUAAUCCAUCUGGAAUAGCUCUGUAUAACAAUGAUAUCUAUGUGUCUUCACAGAAUAGAAUUAGAAUUAUUUAUCAAAAUUUGACCAUUGAUACUGCAUUCAUUGGAACGGAAGAUAUCACUUCCUUAUUUGUGAGUUCUGAUGGCAUGAUUUACUUUUUAGGAAGUACAACUAUGGCCAUCCAUCAAGUUAUGAACAAGACCUAUGCCAUUAGAAUCAUUGGUGGAGGAACUGAUACAGGAGAUACUGUCAUUCAAUCCAUUAAUGCCCAAUUAAAAUAUCCAACAAGUUUCUUCGUGACCAAAACAAAAGAAUUUAUCAUUGGAGAAGAAUCAACAAUUAGAAUCUCAAUGACUAAUGGUCUCAUUACUCCAAUACUAUACGUAGAGGAGGGACUGAACAAUCCACCCUUCUCUCAACUUGAUAAUCCAAAAGCAAUUUAUGUGAAAGAAUCGACAUUUUUGGAAAUUUCCUUCGCCUCAAGAGGAAAUAUUUUCACACUCACUAGAGAAUUGAACCAAACAUGCUAUGGAGUGCAGGCUAAUGAUCAGAAGAUUUGUUCAGGACAUGGCUCUUGUUGGUUUUACAAUUUUUGCACCUGUAAUCCAGGAUUUGGAGGUCCAAAUUGUGAGUUGAGUAUUUGUAAUGAUGUCAUGUCAGAUGAUCCAAAGGUUUGUAAUGGAAGAGGUCAAUGCCAAGCUUCUCGGUCGUGCCUAUGUGAAAAUGGAUUUGGUGGAGCUUAUUGUGAAGUAAGAAACAUGUCAUGUUUCGGUGUGCAGGCAGAUCAGUUGAAUGUUUGUUCUGGAAAUGGAAUUUGUUUACAACAGGAUUUGUGUUUGUGUAAUAGUGGUUUCUAUGGAAGUGCUUGUGGUGCUACUUAUUGCUAUGGUUAUGCCAGUAAUUCUCCACAAGUUUGUAAUAAUCGUAAUGGAAACUGUACGAAUCUCAAUUCAUGCUCUUGUAAGCCAGGUUUUUCAGGUUUCAAUUGUAAUAUUACCUAUUGUAACGAUUUGGAAAAUACCGAUGUGAAUGUCUGUAAUUCAAGAGGUCAAUGCAUUGCUUCAGAAACAUGCAAUUGUACUUUUGGAUAUUAUGGAAAGUAUUGUCAAGAUUUUAAUUGUUUUGGAAUUCACUUUGAAAAUGCAAGUGUUUGUUCUGGAAGAGGUGAUUGCCAAAAUUAUGAUGCUUGUAACUGUGCUGUUGGUUCAACUGGUUUAAAUUGUGAAAUUGAUCUUUGUUUUGGUCAACCAGCUAAUUCUCCGCAAGUUUGUAAUUAUGGAAAUGGAACUUGUUCUGCACCUAAUCAAUGUACUUGUAGAGCAGGUUGGUUGGGAAAGGAUUGUUCUACUCCGUUCUGUGUAGGAUCAUUCUCUCAACAACAGAAUUUCACAUGCCUAGCUCCAAUUCAAGAUUCGAAUAGGGAAAUUAUUGUUCAAACUAUUGGAACAGUUGAAGAUUUGAAUUCUCGUGUGGUAAACUUUACGAAGUUUGAUGGGCUUUCUAUCAAGUUACCAAGCUCAUUAUCAUCCUACCUAAAUGAAACUAAUCAAGUGCCAAAAUCUGACAUUUCCAUUAUUGCCUCCGUGUCUAAGGACGAAACCAAAGGUCAAGUCCUUUCUAGUGUAAUAACAUUGAGCUUCGUUUCUAGUAAUCAAGCUUUGAAAAUUUCACAACUAAACGAGCCAAUUCAAAUUUCAUUUGGAAAAGUUUACAUUCCCAAAGUCAACUUGACACUUUUCAAUUUGACAUGUUCAUUCUAUGAUAAUUCCAUGCAAUUGUGGAAUAGUGAAGGACUUUCUACCACUUUUGAAUAUUACAAUGAGGAAGUAGUGGAUGGUAUUUUAUAUUAUGUUCAAUUAAUUACUUGCAAAACUUCUCACUUGACUUCCUUUUCAGUAAUUGACAAGAAUUAUAAGAAGGCAAAUUCGGAAUAUAAGGGAAUGCCGCAACCUUCACAAUUGAGAAAUGAUUUAAUUUCACUCAACAAUGAACAAAUUAUCAUUCUGGCAACUACUUUGGGUGGUUCAUUCAUUAUCAUUGUAACAGUAGUCAUCAUUAUUGUCGUGGUCAUUGCUUUAGUGUUAAGAGCGAGAAGAAAGAGAUUAUCUGGAUCAUCUUCAAAAUCUUCUUGUUGUUCUUGCUGUUGUUGA